This is a messenger RNA of Leptidea sinapis, 1455 nucleotides long. It is a transcript of the gene ebo, whose product is annotated as exportin-6-like. The record is from RefSeq and is a predicted model, not a curated record. NCBI's taxonomy places the organism in Eukaryota, Metazoa, Arthropoda, Insecta, Lepidoptera, Pieridae. Bases 31 to 1371 code for a protein of 446 amino acids. The transcript has 9 exons. Gene Ontology annotation, molecular function: nuclear export signal receptor activity. Gene Ontology annotation, biological process: protein export from nucleus.
GCGGGCGCGCACGUCACGCUGCAUGCGGAGAUGUUUGCGUGCAUGGGUGCUUGGUGUUGCUACGCAAGCGAGUGCAACGUGUCUGCUCAGACCACCGAGUCACUGUUCACGUCUGCGGUGCCGUUCUUGAUACCGCACGAUGUACAGGAGCCACCACUUCUCUGCCACGCGGCUGCCCACUUGCUGCUUAGUUUAUCGAAGAACGUAAAGUUCUCCAGAGAUCCCAUGACGCUGCUGGGCGAUCUCUACCAUCACGCGCAGAGAUCAUUACAUUAUUUGGAACCAAAGACAGCAGGAGUGGUCCGGGAGGCGUUAGUAUCGUUAGCGCUGUCAAGAGGCCCGAGCAACUUGGCCGCGAGCGAGGCGGCCAAGACAUUGAUCUCGUCGUGGGCUAACACACUACCAUCCCUGGGGCCGAAGGUGGCUUUGCCGCCGCUCACCACGCUAUUGCUGGCAUUCGCUGACGCCUCAACUCACGCCAAAAAGAUAAUAGCAGAAGGCGUCCAAGUAGCGGCGCAAACAGCGCUACGGAUGCUGUGUGAGCCCGCGUACUCGGCCGCAGAGGCUGAAGUCACGGAGUUCUUCCUGGCGCUGUUCACCGCCCUGCUGCCCCAGCUGGGCAAGUUCGCCUACAUCGCCAUAGACACCUUCUUGGAGGUAGCGCAGAGAGAGUGUGGCGAGAGCGAGGGCAGCGUGGAACGCGUGGUAGAGUGCGUGCGGCUGGGCGUAGAAGCCGGCGGCGGCGGCGUGCGCGUGCGUGCCGUGCUCCAGCUGCUGCACGGACACGUGCUGCCCCGCGCGCACGCGCACGCGCCCGCCCUGGCCCGCGCCGCGCACCGCGCGCUAGCCAGCGUGAUGAUAUAUAGAUGGCGCUACUUCUUCCCGCACCAAUGUGAGACAGAGGAACGCACGCGCAGACUGGACGAGCUCCGCGGCGCACUCACCGCGCUGGGCUCGGCGCUCAUGCAGACAGACAUUGAGCUGCUCAGGAUCGUUCUUAACACCCUCGACGUGCUCAACACUAAAUGGAAAUUGUAUUAUAAGGCGGUGUUCCGCGGCGAGUUCCUGGGGUCGUUCCUGUCGGUGCUGCUGUCGGGGCUGGCGGAGGGCGGCGCCCGCGCGCUGCUGCGGGACGAGGCCGUGGGCUGCGUGCACGCCAUGAGCGUGGUGGACUUCCCGGCCUUCCGCGCCGCCUUCCUGCCGCACUUCCUGGCCGCGCUGCCGCUCGAGCCGCACCACGUGGCCGCACUGGCCGACUUCCCGCCCGACACGGAUCUGCCCACCUUCACUCAAAACAUUCUUCGUCUGAUGAACGACGUGAACUGUUGCCGAGUUUACGGGAAUAUUGCCCUCCCGGCCAUAAGUUCUUAGCCGGGUGUUGUAACUAAAAUGGCGCUGUGAUAUGAAAUAAAUAAAUAUCAACUAUAAUAUCAUAUAGCUGGUAUUUAACACUAU